This is a messenger RNA of Aplysia californica (California sea hare), 588 nucleotides long. RefSeq names its product glutathione S-transferase 1. NCBI's taxonomy places the organism in Eukaryota, Metazoa, Mollusca, Gastropoda, Aplysiida, Aplysiidae. Gene Ontology annotation, molecular function: glutathione transferase activity. The record is from RefSeq and is a predicted model, not a curated record. Gene Ontology annotation, biological process: glutathione metabolic process.
CUCUAAUAAGGUUGCUCUCCUUUUCAGGUCAAGUUAGAUUUCUGAAACAAAAACUAUGGCGAACGCUAACUUGAAGAUCUCCUACUUCAACGCCAAGGGGCGCGCAGAGCUUUCUCGCCUCGUUUUGGCAGCCGCUGGCAAGAAGUAUGAAGACUUCCGGUUCAAGGGAGACGAAUGGCCCCAGCACAAAGCCAAGACUCCCUUCGGACAAAGUCCCACACUGGAAGUGGACGGCAAAGUGUAUGGUCAGUCGAUCGCCAUCGCAACCUACCUGGCCAGGGAAUUUGUUGUCACUGGCUGACCUGGCCGUCUUUGACCUAAUUACGGGCAUGCUGGACGACAAGGUCUGCUCCUUGGACAAGUUCCCCCUGGUCAAGGCUCUCGUCGCCAAAGUUGGCGCCAUAGAAAACAUCAAAACCUGGAUCGAGACCCGCCCUGUGACGUAAUCAUUUGACCAGAACUCAUCUAGACUCUUGACUUUGACCAACGAUUUGCAACCCCUGUCCAUCGACGUCAAAACAUUCCUCAUGACCAUAUAGUGGUAGCCGUAAACGAAUAAAUAAAUUACGUGUUGUGAAUAUUCCCAAA